Eutrema salsugineum is the source of this 2014-nucleotide messenger RNA. RefSeq names its product probable acyl-activating enzyme 4. The record is from RefSeq and is a predicted model, not a curated record. The transcript has a single exon. Bases 166 to 1797 code for a protein of 543 amino acids. NCBI's taxonomy places the organism in Eukaryota, Viridiplantae, Streptophyta, Magnoliopsida, Brassicales, Brassicaceae.
UUAGUAUUAGCUAACCUCGAAAUAUAAAUAUUGCAAGAAAAUGAUUUCUGUUUUACCUAACCACUUCAGAAAAAAGAUAUACAUUUCACCAAUGCCUUAUCAAAGACGAUAACUUAACGAUAUAAACAAACACAUGUUUAGUCAUAUAGCUAAAAACAUUCAACUAUGGAGCUUUUACUCCCACAUCCUUCAAACUCAUCUCCUCUCACUGUUCUCGGUUUCUUAGAACGAGCCGCCUCCGUUUACGGCGACUCUCCUUCCCUCCUCCACACAACAACCACCCAUACUUGGUCUGAAACCCACUCUCGAUGUCUCCGCAUCGCUUCGACUCUAUCUUCCUCCUCCCUUGGAAUCAACCGUGGCCAAGUCGUGUCGGUUAUAGGUCCCAACGUCCCUUCCGUCUACGAGCUUCAGUUCGCGGUUCCAAUGUCCGGUGCAAUCCUCAACAACAUCAACCCGCGUCUAGACGCUCAUGCACUCUCUGUUCUUCUUCGUCACAGUGAAUCCAAGCUCGUUUUCGUCGACCAUCACUCGAGCUCUCUAGUCCUCGAAGCUGUUUCGUUCUUGCCCAAGAACGAGAAACCUCGUCUCGUCCUCCUCCACGACGAUGGCGACGACACGUCAUUGUCUGACGUGGAAUUUCUCGACACGUAUGAAGGGUUUAUGGAGACCGGAGACUCGAAGUUCAAGUGGGUCCGUCCUGAAAACGAGUGGGUCCCAAUGGUGCUAAAUUACACCUCCGGAACGACGUCGUCUCCCAAGGGAGUGAUGCUUAGCCAUAGAGCAGUUUUCAUGAGCACUGUUAACUCUUUGCUCGACUGGUCUAUGCCUAACCGUCCGGUCUACCUAUGGACCCUACCGAUGUUCCACGCCAAUGGCUGGGGCUACACAUGGGCUACAGCCGCUGUAGGGGCCACAAACAUCUGUCUCCGAAGAGUCGACGCGCCAACUAUUUUCGAGUUGAUAGACAAGCAUCAAGUGACUCACAUGUGUGCUGCGCCUAUGGUUCUCAACAUGUUGACCAAUUACUCGGACCGGAAACAGCUUAAAAGCCCGGUCAGGGUUAUGACAGCCGGAGCUCCACCGCCGGCUACGGUCAUUUCCAGAGCUGAGAACCUCGGUUUUGAUGUGGGUCAUGGCUAUGGUCUGACAGAAACUGGUGGUCUGGUUGUCUCAUGUGCGUGGAAGCCCGAGUGGGAUUGUCUGGGACCAAACGAGAGAGCAACAUUGAAAUCAAGGCAAGGAAUUAGAACCGCGGUUUUUGCAGAAGCUGACUUGAGAGACCCGAUAACCGGGAAGAGUGUGAAGCAUGAUGGAGCAACCGUGGGAGAGAUUGUCUUCAGAGGCGGUUCUGUCAUGUUGGGUUACUACAAAGACCCGGAAGGCACCGCAGCAAGUAUGAGGGAAGACGGAUGGUUCUACACUGGAGACAUGGGUGUGAUGCACCCGGACGGUUACUUAGAAGUCAAGGACAGAUCAAAGGAUGUAAUCAUAUGCGGAGGAGAGAACAUUAGCAGCACGGAAGUCGAGACGGUUCUGUACACAAACCCGGUGGUUAAGGAAGCAGCUGUGGUGGCUAAGCCAGACAAGAUGUGGGGAGAGACCCCGUGUGCGUUUGUGAGCUUGAAGUAUCAUGAUGGGACUGUGACUGAGAGAGAGAUAAGGGAGUUUUGUAAGACGAAGCUACCAAAGUAUAUGGUUCCCAGAAAUGUGGUUUUCCAGGAGGAGCUUCCAAAGACUUCUACUGGAAAGAUUCAGAAGUAUCUUCUCAGACAAAUGGCCAAGUCUUUGCCUUGAUGAAGAACAAGAUCUUUGGAUUGAUGAAGAAACAAACUUGAUUCCUCGUUAUAUUACUAUACUGUACACUACGAAGUUCUUCUCUCUACCUAAGUACAAGUCUCUGGUUCACUAGUUUGGCUCUAUCUUCUUGUCGCCGACCACGAAACGUUUAGUGUCAGUGUCCUGUCCUGAUGUCUGAAGUUGUUCUCUCUUCUUAAUUAGUUGUUUUGCAGCU